Molecule: messenger RNA, 633 nt
Organism: Protopolystoma xenopodis
Lineage: Eukaryota; Metazoa; Platyhelminthes; Monogenea; Polystomatidea; Polystomatidae
Source: the annotation of a GenBank genome assembly
AUGGAUAAGUUAUAUUUGAGCCUUGGGUUGGGGAAAUCCGCUAGAUCUUCUAGACCGAGGAUCAGCUCACCUUGCUAUUGGUUCGAGGAGAAGCAGGACUCGGUUGCUCUUGCCAACUUUUGUUUUAUCUCCCCGUCGGAACAGACCAAUACCCGCUUGUCCGGGACUUUUCCCCAAAGCAUUCAGCCAAUCUGUCCGGUUGAGAUGCCGUUUUCUGAUUGGCUUCGCUCGUCAGACCGCUACGCGCGUGCCAAUAGUCUGAUCCCCAUAGGCAUCAGACACACCGACAGACAUGGAAACAAACUGACAGACACAUCGGCGCCGUGUCCGGCCGCACAGACGCAUGCACAAGCCUUAGCUGCCUGUGGUCGGCCGGUCACCCCCUGUCUUGUUCUCUCCCCUCAGGCCUUUCUUCGGCUCCCAACUCGCUCAUUCGUCGUACAGACCGGCAUUGAGCCUGUUUGCGCGUUUGUUGCCGCGGCUACGAAGGCUUUUCUCCGCUUUCCUUUGCACCUUCACAUCGUGUCUACUCCUCCCAACCGGCUCCGCUACUCCCCAUCACUUGUCACCACGGCAACUCAUGCCUGCCGACCCUCGAGCCGAGUGAAGGCGAACAACCGAGCCGACGCCAUC